Molecule: messenger RNA, 972 nt
Organism: Oncorhynchus gorbuscha (pink salmon)
Lineage: Eukaryota; Metazoa; Chordata; Actinopteri; Salmoniformes; Salmonidae
Product: mucin-5AC-like
Exons: 6
Coding region: 1-972 (323 amino acids)
Cellular component (GO): extracellular matrix
Source: RefSeq, a predicted model, not a curated record
AUGAAUUGUCAUACUACAACAACCACUACACUGCUCCCAACAACAACAACAAUACCACAUACAACAGAAAGACCAACCACCACCCCAAAAUAUCCAAUUGAGAAAAACUGUCACCAUGAACAUCCUCCAAGACAGAACGGUGACAGCUGGAAACAUAACCAGUGCACCAACGGAACAUGCGCCAACGGGAAAGUUAUUUAUGAGCAUGUACAUUGUGAGACUCCGAAGCCAAUAGCAUGUGAAAAUAACUAUCCUCCGAUCAAAGUGUAUGACGAAUCUGGAUGCUGUUUCCACUAUGAGUGUCAAUGUAUCUGCUAUGGUUGGGGAGACCCUCACUAUGUCACCUUUGAUGGAACAUACUAUGGCUUCCAAGGAAAUUGUUCUUACGUCUUGGUCAAAGAAAUCCUGCCAAAGUACAACUUCAGUGUUGUAAUCGACAAUUACUAUUGUGAUGCCACAGAUGGACUUUCCUGUCCUCAGUCUCUGACCAUUUAUUAUCAAUCUUACAAGAUAUUCAUGACCAAGAAGAAGGUUGAUGGAGUUUUCACAAGUCUGAUUUAUGUAAACCAGCAACGCAUCAUCCCGGCAUAUGAGAACAAGGACUUCCGCAUCACAGACAAUGGAAUUGAGACCCUUUUAGUCAUACUAGCAAUUAAUGCCAAGGUGUCUUUCACUGGUCUUAUGUUUAGCAUAUACCUGCCCUGGGACAAGUUCAGUGGCAACACUGAGGGACAAUGUGGUACAUGUGACAACAACCAGACAGAUGACUGCUGCUUGCCAAAUGGAACUAUCGAUUCAUCUUGUCCAGACAUGGCACACCAACGGCAUGUUGCCAGUGCACACCACCACAACCAGAGCCAGUGCACACCACCACCACCAGAGCCGACACCAACAGGCUGCGAUCCACCCAUUUGUCAUCUCAUUCAAAGCAAGUACGUAGCAAUUAGUAUUCACAAUACAUCUCCUCUGUAG